AUGGUGGUGAAGGUUGGCAACGACACGUCCUUUCGACCUGCAAGAGACAUGCUUCCAUGUUCCGUUGCGGAAGCGAACUUUAGUGAAGCUACCCAACGAGCAGGAGCACAAGCGUUUCCUCUGUUUGCUUUGGACCACCUUCAAGCGAUGGAAUGGGAAGCAUCAGAGCCCUUUGAGGACCCGGACGGUGAUUUGUUGCUUCCAGAUUGCUGGCAACAUGAGCAAGAGAUAGAAUGGAAAAGACCAGGAGCAAUGAACCUUACAGAACCGCCAAAGUUUCAAAAGAUAUUCCUUCCAGACACAGAGGAUUCAUCUGAACCUCCUCCUCCUGUUGUUGUCAAAGCACAGAAGAAAUUCCAGCAGUUCAGACCCUUGGAAUUCUUUACGAAAGCCUCUUCAAAUCCUCUGCGGCAUGACGACUGGCUCCUAUAUCAUUUAGUCUGUGCCAUCAACACAUCCAGAGAAUUUCUCAUGACAUCGAAACAAGACAUCUGGGAUGGAAUAUAUCCACAAAAUCCUCAAGCUGUCCCAAUCUACAACCCUAGCGGGAAGUAUGCUGUUCGACUUCAUGUGUUGGGCCAAUGGCGACAAGUUUUCAUCGAUGACCGUCUUCCGUGCAAGGGCGAGGAAUGCAUCCUCCCUCGGGUCAAGAACAAAGCUGAGAUCUGGCCCAUGCUUCUAACUAAAGCUCUUCUCAAGGCUCUGACGAUAACCCAGACGAAGGCAGACUCUGGAGACGAAGAGGUAGGAAAAAAGAUGUUCCCUAACAUUCUGGAGAGAGAAGUGUACUCGUUCUUUGUCACUUGCUUGACUGGAAUGCACCCUGAGUUCUUGGAAACAAGCGAAUCUUCAUUCAAGCAAACUUUGCUCAACCGGAUGACUGCGGGGAAGAGUUACUCAGUUGGGUGGGGGAAUCACCCGCAGGAAAGGAUCAAGUACAUCUCAAGCUUUGCGACCGGCGAGGGAGAUGAAAAGAGCGGAGGAGAAGGGAGGCACUGGGAUGUUAAUGAAGACUCUUCAUUCAUUAUUCAUGUCAACUGGACUGGUGAGCUUUCGCAUGAGGUUGAUAUCCAUGCCGCAAGGCUUUCUUGGCUCCUCUCCACUCCAGCAAAAGAAAUUUCACAAGAAGGAGAAAACCAAGAGGAAACUGAAGAACAACGAGAAAAGGGGGAGCAAGAGGUUGUCAAAGAUGAGGAUGCAAAGAUCAGCCUCAAGACUGAAGUGAUGAAGCCAAACGUUGAUAUGAAACAUUCUUGCUCAUGGAAGUCAUUUCUUGCCCACUUCACCCAUGUCAUCCUCUUCCAUAAGGAUAGUGACUACGAAUUUUCAUCCAUGGUUUUUUUAGGGCAAGAAGUAGCAGCUGAAAACUCUGAGACUCCAGUGGAUCAGGAGGAGCAUGCUAUACCUGUCUUCGACGGCCUCUCUCAUGUUGCGCUUUUCGUGGACAACACAAAAGAAGACAGCGAUUAUGUAUUAUUCUCUAUCUCGUCUUCUUGUCAAGCGAGUAUGAUCACAAUCUCGGAGAUCAUGUUUGAGACCAAGAAUAAUGAGAUGGCAGAGCCUUCGGAGCAGAACUUUAUUCCGUCCAUUACAAUUCUUCCCAGGACGCUGGUCGAGACAGAUGUUAAUAGAAGUUUUCUUCUUCGCGUUCGCAAAGGAAAGAGUAUUUUUAUCAUCGAUUUUCCGAGCAGCUUUCGAACCGUUCUUCGCGUAUCCAGUGACAGUUUGUUGGAGCUGAAAAAUUUCGAAGGUGUCUUUGACAAGGUUGGGAUCAAGUCUCUUUCCUCCUCUGGCACAGUAGAGGGUCUCGAGCCGAGGAAGGACACGAUCUGGUUUCGUCAGAAGCUGCUUCCUCAAGGCGAUUGUGUCUGCUCGCUGAUUAUCAAAACCUCCAACCCGCACAUUCUCAGCUCUGUGCAGCUCGUCCUGCACGAAAACCAAAUUGACUCGGUCAAGCUUCAAGCAUCCGCCGAAGGCUACAUCUUGAUCGCAAGGUCUUACUUUGGUGCCUCACCGCUGGCAGUAGAGGGAGAAGAGGCGACCCCUCUAACUUGCAGUUGGAGUCUUGCUGUCCUAAGCUCUUGCGAGGUCACUAUGGAGGGCCUGGCAAGCGACCAAGUGCUUGACGCCAACGGUUACUUCGUACCCAACUACAGCAACGAGCUCUUCCGCUACCAGAUCGAGCCCAAGGACGAGACUGGACUAGUCUACUUCUCCGUCUUCCUUCGCUCCUUCUCUCCGGCUGAGCUGAGGUUGUCGCUCAUCGCAACACGGAAAGAUCAGGUCUGGCACACGCACAGCAGGGACGAGGCCUCCAACGAGGAGGUUAAGACUAUAGAGAAGGACGGGAAGCUUGUGACUACCCCCCUCCUCGAAGCUCAGGAUCUCAAUUGCUGUGAGAUUUUUGAGGCCUGCAUUCCCCCAGCAGAGGACAUAGUCUAUCUCCUGAUCGCUCAUCUUGUUGCCCGCCGUCCACUAGUAAUGAUGGCACCGAAGACCAAGGCUGAGGGCUCAAUAGAAUCAGCGGAGGAAGAAGCAGCAGUGGACGAGAAAAAUGAGGAAGCUGCAGGUGAAAGGGCUUUAGACGAAAGCGCACAAGAGGAGGGGAAGGAACGAGUGGAGAAAGGGGAGGCAGAAUACGUGACGAAUGACAUCGAAGAGCCAGGGCAAGAACCUUUCUGGUCCCUCCGCAUCCUCACUUCUAUCAGUCCUGACGGUUUGAUCUCUGAAAACACAACCAAGGAAGAGAAAAUCGAUGCUUUCACCGCCGAGUGCCGGACAAACCAGAACCAAGAAGCUUUCGUGCUUGCCAUGAGGAAGCAGAACAAGCUGCCAAGCUCAGACGAUGCUGCUGCUCCUGCAGAGCCUCAAGGAACUGAGGCGGAGGAAGAAGGAGAGACCACGUCCUGGCCCCCGCAAAAAGAGGAAGAGCAGUCGUGGGCAGACUAUCUCAAAGAGUAUCUUGUUGGCUGUCCUCCUGCUGAACCCCUUGUGAAACGCGAUCUGGAAGCCGCCGAGGGCUAUCCCAGUCACGUUCAGCUUUCUGAAGACUGGAAGGCUCAAGAAGAAAUGGAAGAGAGAGAGGCGACAGAGCUCGACGCCGUCUGGGAGGCUCACCGGCAAAGCCGCGAGGAAAACAAGCAGGCGCGUGAGAGCAGCUUGAAUCUGCUCAUGCAAGAUAUGUCUUCCGCUACCGUUGAGAGCUGCAACAAGUGGUUCUCAAAAGAGGAAGGAUCGUUCCUGGAAUCACGCUCUAAGCUGCUUGAUGUCAUCGCCAAGGGUGGAGACUUCCUUAAAUCCUUGACGGAGGCUCUUGCAACGAUUGAGGUCGUGCUUAUUGACGUGGAGGAUGAAAACUCAGAGUCGCCGUCUCAGCAAGUGAACUAUGAGGAUGAGGAGAUAGUUGGUGAAUUGCUCUUAGCAGUGAAAGAGGCAGAUGAAGGCAAAUGGAAUGCAAACCUGGAAAGGCUUGCAGGACGGGAUCCUCCAAUGAUUGAGAUGCAGGACGUUUCAUUACACAACAUCCUCUGCUACCACAGGCAGAAGGUGACAGCUAUGCUCCAGACAGAGCACAAGAGGAUAAGCCAACAGAAUGCAGCUGAGUCUGACAGGUUGAAGGAAGCAGCAGCAGCUGCAGCAGCAGCAGCUGCUGCAGAGGAGUCAGAGGAGGCUUGA
Guillardia theta CCMP2712 is the source of this 3675-nucleotide messenger RNA. RefSeq lists its product as hypothetical. NCBI's taxonomy places the organism in Eukaryota, Cryptophyceae, Pyrenomonadales, Geminigeraceae. Gene Ontology annotation, molecular function: calcium-dependent cysteine-type endopeptidase activity. The transcript is spliced from 3 exons. Bases 1 to 3675 code for a protein of 1224 amino acids. Gene Ontology annotation, biological process: proteolysis. The record is from RefSeq and is a predicted model, not a curated record.